This is a messenger RNA of Erythranthe guttata (spotted monkey flower), 871 nucleotides long. RefSeq names its product Chaperone DnaJ-domain superfamily protein. The record is from RefSeq and is a predicted model, not a curated record. NCBI's taxonomy places the organism in Eukaryota, Viridiplantae, Streptophyta, Magnoliopsida, Lamiales, Phrymaceae.
UAUGCUUUACACCCUUCAGAUCACAUUUUUUUUAUUUUCUAUUUUUAUCUCAUAUCUCUAUGAAUGGGAAUGAUGAUGAUGACGACAGCAGGGAAAGAACAAGAGAAAUCCCAAUUAGCAACAGAGAUUUGUGAGUUAUUGACACGCGCCACCACUUGUGCAAAUCUUCACCACCCUUUUGCCAUGAAAUCACCCUUUAUCAACUGGUACCUUGUGCUUCGAGUUGACGAAAAUACGGAUACGUGUGUGAUAAAGAAGCAGUACCAUAAACUAGCUUUAAAACUGCAUCCUGAUAAAAAUAAGCAUUCCAAUGCUGAAACUGCAUUCAAACUUGUUUCCGAGGCGUAUCUCUGUUUAUCCGACACUAAAAGAAGAGCAGCAUUCGAUUCACAGUUGAACAGCUUUUCCUGCAUCAAAUGCAACACAAUCCCUUCUACAAACUACCACACAAAUGUAAAGAUUCAAGUACCAAAUCAAGAAACAUCUCAAAGAUCGAAUCGGAUCCAAAGGCGAAUGAAGGAUCUCCGAAACAAGCUCAAGGAGGAAGCAACCAUCAUCGAAAAAUGUCUGACAGCCAACGCAAACGCAUCAACACGAGAAUUUGGAAUCCGAUCAGAAAUCCCGAUUUUCAAUCCAUCAGAUUAUCAGUACAAGGGAUAUGGAUAUCCACAACACAGAUCAACCAAUCACAAGAAUCUUGAAGAUUUAAGAUCUGCCUUUAAAACAGGAAACAUAUUCAUGCAGAACAAGGCCACAACUGGUUCCCCUGUUUUUCAAUAUCGAUCGCAAAUAGCAUCUUCUAUGUCGAAAUUUGCUAAUUUAACAAGAGAUCGUUGAUUAAUAAUACAUGCAAUAAAGAUUCUUUUUUUUU